Molecule: messenger RNA, 2409 nt
Organism: Paramacrobiotus metropolitanus
Lineage: Eukaryota; Metazoa; Tardigrada; Eutardigrada; Parachela; Macrobiotidae
Product: zinc metalloproteinase nas-14-like
Exons: 11
Coding region: 89-2236 (715 amino acids)
Biological process (GO): proteolysis
Molecular function (GO): metalloendopeptidase activity; zinc ion binding
Source: RefSeq, a predicted model, not a curated record
CGUAAAAUAAUGACGAUGCACUUGGCGAUGCUCAUAAUCCAAAGAGUCUCUCGGUACGGUACCGCUCGUGCCAGAAUCGAAUCCACUAAUGCAGUCCUCGAUCACCAUAAUUAUCAUGAUCCGCUUCGCGGUGUACAUGGUAUUUUCAUGCAUUCGAUUUCAUGGUUCUGUUGUGGCAAACGCUGUGACUGGCGAAGACCGGCGCUGGCCCGAUAACACCAUUCCUUAUGAGUUUGCCCGAGACGGGGAUGACUUCAAUUUGCUUUUUUUGCCAUGGCUAGCCACACAAGAGAAACAGUUUAUCUUGAAAUCGAUGGUUAUCAUCAGCCGCUUAACCGGCGAUUGUGUGCGCUUCGUUGUGCGAACCACCGAGACCGACUACGUUUUGAUUAAAAAGGGAACAGUAUGUUCAUCCUCUGUCGGGCGUCAGAGCGGGAAUCUCACUAUGACGUUCACUGCCAGCUGUACGCAUUUCCACGGAGAUAUACAACACCAACUAAUGCAUGCUAUGGGCUUCUAUCACGAACAUUCCCGCAGCGAUCGAGAUGAUUAUGUUACUAUUUUCUGGGAUAACAUUGCAGAAAUGAACCGCGACCAGUUCCGCAUUUUGUCAGGAAAUACCUACGGUUUACCAUACGAUUAUCAAUCAGUAAUGCACUAUAAGGUUAAUGCAUUUGCCAAGGACAGCGCAGUUCCUACUAUUCUUCCAAAGGAAAAGCACGUUAGGAUGGGACAGCGAGAUAACUUAAGCAUCCUAGAUGUGGCUAGAAUACAAAGACAUUUCAAGUGUACAAAGGCCAUAAUACCUGCUGAAUCCAUAGUGGAAGAAACAACAAAAACGCAAGAAAACACGACAAGUGUCGCUAUCACCACUGGUUACGCCGACGAAGUUGGAGUUAGGCAAACGACAGCGAUAGGGAAAGUGACUACGACCCGAGGACCCCGAUCACUCUACCACUUCAAGAUCCCAAUUCAGGCCAAUUUCGCGUAUACAUCCGUCCAUGAGCACCCCAGGCUGUUGCACCAGAUACUCGUCCUCUUCGAGCAAACUUACUCCAGCCAUGGGCUGUCCAACAUGAAGAUCGUUCUCCUUUUCGAAGCCGAUUCCGGUCUGCCCGGCAUGAAAGUGGUGACGUUCCACAUUGAGGGCACCAGUAACGACCAGAUUGAUGCCCGCAGCGUUGCCACGGAAUUCAUCACGACCAUCCAAGGCGCCAACAUUCCCGGUGUUUCUUUUCAAUCGUCAACGGAUGCGUCCGCUGAAACGUCAACGAAUAUUGCAGUUAAAGACAAAGUUGCCUGUUUCGAAUUCACAGUCGACGGUGCACCUAAAGUUCAGGAAGCGACGGAAACAUCCGAAACAACCACAAGCGCCGUUGACAGCACCACCGAAGAUGCAGAAGAACCUGAAAGUAAUCAAGAACCAUUUCCACAAUUUUCCGAGGAGCCAGUGUCGAUGGACCAAUGCAGCCGGCAGUUCACGAAGAACUGCAGACCUCCUACUCUCCAGCCAAGUGAAUGCGACAGCAUCGUUUCGACAGGAUUAGAAAUAUCAUGCAUGCGCUCCGCAACUGCCGAGGAAAUCAGAACAACAGCAACAUCUUUAUCGCAGCCGCCACGGCGUGCAAUUAGCGUAGAAAUGAUGGACAGUGUCGGAAUUACGUCCAGUAAUUUUUUUCCGGUGCGACAACAGGCGGUCAGAUUACGCCUGUGGUUCUGCGUGAGCAGCCGCACAACGGGCAAACUGAGACAGCUUCGAUUCGUUAAUCUUCUAGAAUUUCAGCUGAUUGGGUGUUCGGAUCUGGAUAUCAUGAAAAACGAUUUCCAACAUUCAACAAAAUUAAAGAUUAUUUUAUUUCGCUCCUCAACUAUUAAAAAUCUCCAAAAAGGCACUUUUUCUGAUCUGCAAGACUUACGAUUACUUUCUCUGGAGGGUUCCACGUCGGCAUCAAGCACUGCAAACACGACGGAACCCAGUGAGAGUUUGCGCAAGAUUCAGUGUGGCUGCGAAUUUGUCUGGUUUCGUGAAUGGUGGAACAACAACAAGAAGUUAUUGCGGCGGGUCGACGAAGGUGCGGUGUAUACCAUAACCAACGCGUUUUACAACGGAAACUAUGAGCCGGAAGAGAUACAUUUGCCCAUGGAUUGCAAGAGACCGGCUCACGCAACCAGCAAUGCUGUUAACCAGCCAGGAUCAAGAUUUUCUAUCAACGCACCCACAGCAUCAGAAUGUUAAGAUUUAAUGCGAUUUUAUAUGGAUUGUAACCAACAAGUUAAGCUUUAUCUCUUUUAUCAUGAUAACAUUUGUCUACAAGGACAGCGUUUAGAAGUGCACUACGUUACUACUUUGUUACUGAAAAUUGUUAGCACAAAGCAUUAACAACCUCAUUAAAAAGCAAAAUGAUUAAA